Messenger RNA from Phyllostomus hastatus (greater spear-nosed bat), 4248 nucleotides. RefSeq names its product MET transcriptional regulator MACC1 (gene MACC1). Lineage: Eukaryota; Metazoa; Chordata; Mammalia; Chiroptera; Phyllostomidae. The transcript has 7 exons. The record is from RefSeq and is a predicted model, not a curated record. The coding region runs from base 155 to 2761 and encodes 868 amino acids. Gene Ontology annotation, cellular component: cytoplasm.
CACGUUUGGAGAGAGUCCUUGGUUUUCCUAGAGUGACUUCCAUUCACUGACAUAAUGUUCCUGAACUGAAGAGGCUUGAGUUCAUUUCCACAAUUGUAUCCUGCGCUCUCAGGCACACCCAGAUGUACGCGGUCUUCUUGAGGUUUCUUUGUGAAUGCCCAGACUUCAGGCCGUCCUGCUAUCCCCUGCUCUACCUGGGUGGAAAAUGUUAACCAGUGAAAGAGCCCAUUUUUGGUCAGGAGGUGCUCCACGAAGUAGGUCUGCAGGAAAUUUGAUUGACAUGGAAGCCCCAAAACCCUCCAAAAAGUGCAAUAUCACAGAAUGUCCAGACCCAAGCUUGCUUCUCAGCUGGCCAGAUGCUUUCACACUGCAUGGCAAUAAUGUUUCCAAAGCUACAAAUCCAUUCUGGAAUGAACUGUCUGCUUCUAACCCAUUUUUGGAUGAUAUAACUCAGCUAAGAAAUAACCAGAAGAAAGGUAAUAUUUCCAUCUUGAAGGAAGAUCCUUUUCUUUUUUUUAGAGAAAUAGAACCUGGAAAUUCUGUAGAUUCCUCUGGAGAUGAACUUACUGUGCACCAAUUGCUUAGGCAGUCUUCCUCGAGGAAAUCAGCAAGAUCUAAAAGUGUUUCAGAACUUUUGGACAUUUUAGAUGACACAGUGCACGCCCGUCAGAAUAUACAGAACUCUGACCAGAUCCUAGAACAAGAUUUGGAAUGGCUUCAGAAUGAUCGAGAGGCUUAUAAAAUGGCUUGGUUAAGUCAACGCCAGCUGGCCCGCUCCUGCCUGGAUUUGAACACAAUCAGUCAGAGCCCGGGAUGGGCACAAACGCAAGUUGCAGAGACUGUCGUCGUUUGUCAAUUAAACCACCAAGGAGGGUCAGUACAGUUACCUGAAUCAGAUAUCACUGUUCACGUGCCCCACGGUCAUGUAGCUGUGGGAGAAUUCCAGGAAGUAUCCCUAAGGGUUUUUCUUGAUCCUCCACAAAUGCUUAACCAUGAUCAUUUAUGCACUGUAAGCCCACUGUUGGAAAUCAUGUUAGGCAACCUUAACACAAUGGAAGCCAUUUUGCUGGAGAUGAAAAUCGGCGCUGAAGUGAGAAAGGAUCCUUUCAGCCAAGUCAUGACAGAAAUGGUGUGUUUACACAGCCUGAGUAAAGAAGGCCCUUUCAAAGUGCUGAACAGCUGCUACAUUUAUAAAGACACCAUCCAAGUCAAGCUAAUAGAUUUGAGUCAGGUGAUGUAUCUAGUGGUUGCUGCGCAAGCUAAAGCUACUCAGUCACCAGCUGUCACUAUUUGGGAUUAUAUCCACAAAACCACCUCGGUUGGAAUUUAUGGGCCCAAACAUAUCCAUCCCCGUUUCACUACUGUUUUCACAGUUUGCGGACACAGUUAUUUGCCAGGAAAGCUGACAAUCUCUGAUAUUAGGAAGGGUAGAAAAAACACAUCUCCAGUUGUGUUUCAGCUCUGGGGGAAGCAUUCAUUCUUACUCGACAAGCCACAAGAUUUAAAUAUUUCUGUUUUUUCGUGUGAUCCUGAUUUUGAAGUACAGGCAGGAGGAGAAAAAGGAAUUAAACAAAAGCAGUUGCAAGCAAGUCAAGUAGUUCAUCACCAAUUUUUAUUUUCUUUGGUUGGCUCCAGAGAAAUGCACGUGUUUGUUUUCCGUGUUCAGCUGGAGCCUGCCGGUGGCAGGCCGGUUGCACAGUUCUGUAUCACUACGCCUGACCCAGCUCCAAACCUAAAGAGACGCUCAAAUCUGCCAGGUGGUUUGCAGAAGGGGAAGGAAAUCAAGUCUGCUCCUUCAUUACCAACAGUGCAUGUUAAAUAUCCCACCUUUCAAGACAAAAAGUUGAACUUUACCAAUUAUGGAGUAACUCUGAAGACGGUGCUAAGAAAAAAGAAGAUUGACUACUUACUUGAAUAUUUCAAAGGAGACACAAUAGCUCUCCUUGGAGAAGGUAAGGUCAAAGCCAUUGGACAGUCCAAAGUGAAAGAAUGGUAUGUGGCAGUCUUGAGAGGUAAGAUUGGACUUGUACAUUGCAGAAAUGUCAAGGUGAUUGCAAAGGAACAAGUAAUGCCAGUGACAGAUAGUGUCUUCACUACAAGGAGCCUCCUUGAACAAAUUGUCCUGCCCUUUAAGAAACUGACUUAUAUCUACUCAGUUGUAUUGACCUUGGUGUCAGAAAAAGUUAAUGAUUGGAAAGCUUUAGCUGAUGUCCUGGGUUACUCACAUACGGCACUGGAAGAUUUUGAUCGAACACAAGCAGACAAAGAAUCAGAAAAAGUUUCUUACCUUUUAAAGAAGUUAAAGGAAGAUUGCCAUGCAGACAGGAAUGCCAGAAGGUUUCUUUAUGAGCUUGUCGUGGCUCUGCUCAAGAUGGAUCGCCAAGGGUUGGUGGCUCACAUCAUCCAAGAGGCCACUAUCCUGACUUCAGCUGUCAAGCUGGGCAAGGGCUGGAGGGAACUAGCUCCAAAAUUAGCACGACUCACAAAGAAACAAAUGGAAGCAUAUGAAGUUCCUCACCGAGGAAAAGCUGGGCAUGUCGCUGUUGAGAUGAUGUGGAAGCCGGCCUACGAUUUUCUCUACACUUGGGGAGCUCACUGCGGAAACAGCUGCCGAGACGUGUUACAAGACCUCCAGUCGGCGUUAGACAGAAUGAAAAACCCUGUGACCAAACAAUGGCGAGACUUAACCGGAGCUUUAAUACUAGUGCAUUCUUUAGAGCUUUUAAGAGCAACUGCAUUCUCCACUUCUGAGGAAGUAUAGAAAUGAAGGGCAAAUCACAGAUUCCUGAGAAAGGAUAGGCCUCCCAGCCCCACAGAAUGAGCAGAACUGUGGGAGAUGGCACACCUAGAGAGCUGCGACUCGCAUCGCUGUCCUUUUACCUCAGGCAAGAUAUGUCAUCAAACUUCGCUUCCUAGAAGUAAUGAAAACUAUUGGUGUAGAUAAUACAUGCUUGUAGAUAAUUUCCCUUGGGUUUUCUUUGUUGUCACUAUGGAAUCUCAGUGCUGCCGAUAAAGACAGUCUAAGAACAGCCUGGGUGCCCUGGGUGAGGGCUCUGACAUAAAUCCGAACAUAAACAAAUUAUUAAUUUGUUUAUGUUCUAGUGAACAAUGAGAUGACCGGGAUUAUCGUCUGUUGGGGAGAAAACUAAAUAAUGGACGGCCUAGAUCACCCAACAAGCACACGGAGCAAAUCUAGGGAAUUUGUCCUGCAGGCUGUGGUGGGCGGGGAACACAGACAGGGUGCCCUGGCCUCGGAGGGCUGCGUGAGUUAUCCAGAACAGGGAUGUGAGAGAAGAGGCAGAAAAAUCUCCAACUGGGAACUGCAAUUUGAGAGGGAAGCUGAACAAGCCUUCCCAGAUUGUCAUUUUUUAGAGUUUCUUCAGUGCAAUUAGGGUAAGCAACAUUUCCCAAUUUGCCUGGACUUAGGGGUUUCCUGAGACUUGGAAAUUUCGUUGCUGAAACCAGGAAAGUCCCAGGCACACUGAGACAGUCAGUCAUCCCAGGUACCAAACACUGAAAGCCACUGUUAACAAUAAAAGUGGCCGCUGGGAAGGAUCACACUUUAAAUCGUCAACAGGCUUUCUGCCCCAGAGCCCAAAUAAUCACAUUCGUUAAACCAGUGUUAGCGAAGGGACAUGGGAUAUUUUUAUAGGUGAAGGGAGUCGUGAAAAGUACCAAGAAUGUGUCACUGACUUGGAGACAGAGUGUUUUGAGAAAAGGGCAAAACUUAAAGUGAGUACAAGGUGCAACAAUUGAUAGGGAGAGAUACCAAGAACAAACCUCACUAAUUAAAAUUUUGGCUGAGGACCAAACCUGAUAAAGCUCACACUGCUCUUUGGACCGUCUUUGCACAGAUAUUUGUGAGUUUGUUACUCAGUUACAAAACACUGAAUUAUUAACUUAAUUCAGUAAAAAAAAUAACCCAGUUGUCAAAUCAAUUUGCAACUUUACUGGCCACUUAUGGAAAAAAAUAUUUGUCAAAUAUUAAUUUGGUUUACAAAGACCAGUGUUAGAAAUAUUCACCUGCACAUUCAAUUUAAAACAUGGAGAAGGUGUGAAAAUAUUUGCAGUGUCUAACUUUGUGAUCUUUGAAAAGCAUCCUUGGAAAAAUUCUCAGGAUUCCCUAGAACAUGAUAGUGACUUAACUAUUAGGACUUAAGGAACACUAAAUUAUGCCAAGUCAAGCACCCUAUGAUGUGUGAGCAAUGAUCCAAAUAAAUUUCAAUGGAAAGUCAUUGUUUUAAUUAU